AUGAGUACCACAGAGGACGAUGUGGGUGCCAAGAUUUUUUCAGCUUUUGAAAGCGAAGGGGAGAGCAACGAUUCGGAUAGAGAACUGCAAAUUGCAUUCGACGAAGGUCUACUGAAGACUGAUAAGUUGAAUUAUGUUGUAGAAAAGAAGAGACCGAUUAUAAAUAAAAAAGCUGAAAUGGAGGAUAAAGUCGAGAAACUGAAAAAGAAUUUAACGUGGCUAGAAACGCUGGACGUGACAGUAAAUAAUGACCAAAUCGGUGAGAAAGUGCUCAACGAUGAUUUUGAGCGUGAAAUAAUUUUUUACAAACAGGCUGAAAAAGCAGUGCAGGUAGCAGUAUCACGACUACGUGAAAUGGGUGUGAAGAUUUCUCGACCGUCAGAUUAUUAUGCCGAAAUGGUGAAAAGUGAUGAGCAUAUGCAGAAAAUAAGGCAACGUAUGGCAGAAGUUGAAGAAAGCAAACGGAAGUUAGAAGCAAUUCGUAGAAUUCGUGAAGAAAAGAAGUUUGCAGCUAAAGUGCAGAAAAAGGUAAUGGAACGGAAACAGGGUGAAAAAAAGAUUUUGGUAGAAGCAGUGAAAAAGCAUCGGAAGGGCGUCAAGUCACAUUUGGAUGCCAUACUCAAUAAUGCAAAGAGGAUGCAGGAUGUUGAGAUUGAAGUGGAAGGGUCACAGAAAGGAAAAAUGCGCGGAAGGAAUAAAAAAUCUCGUCGAGUAGCCCGGGACAAAAAGUUUGGAUUUGGUGGACAGAAGAAAAGAUCUAAGAAAAAUGACAAAAAUAGCUUUGAAGAAAUUGUGACGCCUGGAAGCCUAGCACGUAAACUUAAAGGGCGUCAUUCUGGUGCAAACAUGUUGAAAAAUGAUGCAAAGCCAAGAAAAAAAAAAUGA
Acanthocheilonema viteae is the source of this 885-nucleotide messenger RNA. The record is from the annotation of a GenBank genome assembly. Lineage: Eukaryota; Metazoa; Nematoda; Chromadorea; Rhabditida; Onchocercidae.